UGCACGCGGUUGCGCGAGAGCCAUUCCAUUUUUAAACUUUUCGGCGGUUUUAUUCGAAAAUGGAAUCGUUUAUAUCAAGUGUUAUUAUUUUUUAAUUUUAUUUUUUUAUAAAUAAGAACAGUGUGUUUUAAGGAGUUUCUAAGUGAAUUUGGUGAAAUGACAGUUGGUUAUUUUUUUGUUCGCGGACCAUCUUAUUGUGCAAUAGGGAUUACUUUUUUGUACCGGAGCUGAGGAUACGAUCCAAAAUGCUGAAGUGGGCGGUUUACGGUAAAAAGAACCAGGAACUUCGGGUUGCUAACGACCUCGAAAGCGAAGACUGCGAUCAUUAUAGCGAUGAACCUUACAACAACAACAAAAUCAGACGAUCUCUCGAUGGACAAACUGUUAAAAGGAGCAAAAAGCCCAGCAGAUACCAGCGAAGAUCCUUAGGCUCUACUGCAGUUAGAAAAAACAUAAGAACUGUAGACAAAGAAAACGUUAACUAUAUAGGGAACACGCCAAAUUACUUUAGAGAAGGUUUCAUCAAAAAGCCAGAAGGCUUAGUCCUAAAAGAUGUCAGCAACAUCACACCAACAGGCACUCCAGUCAAAAGCUAUGAGAGAAGAAAAUAUUAUCUAAAUAACUCCAAAGAUGAUAUACCACCAGACUUACCUCCUACUCCACCAACUUAUAGCAGGAGGGUAAGAGAAGCGAAGAAAAGGAAACUAGAAAUGGCUAGUGCCAAUGAUGUAUUCAGAAGAGAUAGCUGUGUAUACAAGUCUGAAAGACGAAUUAAGCCUAUAGAUAGAAACUCUUUUAGUCCUAAACUAAGCCAUAGUACAUCUGAACCUUCCUUAACCGAUCUUUCAGAUAGAUUAAGUGCUACAACCACAAGCAGCAGAAACUCUUUUGCUUUAGGAAAACCAACUAAAAUACCAGUAUGUACAACCAAAACAGCUAACGAAGGUUUAGUUGAAAUAGAAUACGAUCAAGAUCUAGUAAUAAACUGUAUAGAAAAACCUAUUAAAAUAAACAAAAGUACUAUAGAGAAAACCACUUUACCUAUAUUCGGACAUCACAUGUUUACAGACAAUCCCUUAUAUUUUAAUAAUAAUGAUAUCGGUCUCACGAAUAUAAGACCUUUAAAAAGAACGAGGAAGAAAUCAAACGAUUUCGAAAGUUCGUUCAAAUCACCUUCCGUGGACAAAAAGGAUACUCAUACGCUAGUAAGAGAUGGAUGCUCACCUGUCUCUAUCACUCCUUUAUCCACGAAACUGGCAGCAUUAAGAUUUAGUACCAUGAGUGUGCAUAGCAAGUCUCAAAGGGUCGCUUUCACUAAUGAUGUCACGGAAUAUUUUCCUAAGGUGGAGAAUCCUUUUACUAUUCCCCUAAGGGAUGAAGAAAGUUCCACAGAAAUGGAGAACAAAUUCAUCCUGGGCAAAGAUUCCAUAACUAACAAUACAGACUCAACAGUAUCAACCACACAAAUGGGAGAUGUAACGCUUGAGAAGAUGAUUGAAGACAUUAUAAAAAGUACAAAAAUAGUUAAAUCUAAAAGAAGAAUAUUGACAAAAGCACCAGAACUCGAUAUUCAGGAAGAAAUUCCUCCACUAGAAACAGUCAAAGACCUGUUUGUAAAUCCUCAAGCUGAGAACAAAACAAAUUUAAUAAAAGAAGCUAAGUAUGUGAAUUUAUCAAGAGAAAACUCUGUAUCACCUAAAACUACACCAAUAAAGAAAAUGCCAGUACACAGAGUAAAUGAUAAAUUACUGAAAAACCUUCCAAUUGGCUGUUUCAUAUUAGAUGAUGGGGAUGGUUACAACGAAAGGGAAGUUCGAACACCAGAUAAUGCUAUUGAUGUCAAACGUAAGGCCAGUCCAAGAAAACGCGCCACAAAUCUAAACAGAUCACAAUCCAUGAAUCUUUGUUAUGAACGAGGAAACCUCGGAUAUAUGUCAUCAGAAUCAACACCUGACCUGUACUCAGCUGCAGAAGAAAGGGCAAGUCUUAGACUUAAACGGCAAAAAUGCAUACGUAGGAAAAAAUCAACAGCAAGCAAUGAAAGUCAGUGGAAGAAUAAGGAUUUAAAAUCUUCAAUUCUUACUUUAGAAAUAGGAAUACCAAGUUUAGCAACCGAACUACCUGAUACAUCAUUAUGUGAGCCAUUGAGCCCUCCUCUAUCUAACCCACUUGACAAUGACGACUAUCAGAAUAUUUCCAUAAAAUCUAACGUGUCACACAGUAGCUUGAUGCCUUACGACAAUUCUCAUAACAAGAAAUCAAGAGAACUAUUCGGGCUUACUUUGGAACAUGGUAUCCCAAGCCCAAUAACUCCUGUUCCUAACCUUAAAAGACCUGGCAAAGUGCUAAGCGAAGAAAGAGCGCAUAAAACGAGUAAAUUAGACGAAGAUUUACUUCCAACGGAUGCUUACACUCCAAUCAUUGAACACAAAUCUAUUCGGAGAUGUUUGACAUAUUCUCCAGAAGAGAAUAGCAUUAGUAGUAGUGAAGAGAAGAGGAGAAGCGUAGCAAGUAACAGAUUGGAGCGUUCUAGCGAAAGAUUCCAAGCACUAAAAGGCACGAUAGACCUAGAAAUUAGGACAAGAAAUGACGUAAUAGACGUGCACGUUAUAAGAUGCCGGGACCUACAAAGGACUACAGGGAAAACGGAUGACAUCAAUGCUUAUGCGAAGGUCGUAAUCAGCGGAGUUACAGAGAGUCAGUCCCUUCCAUCUCAACGGUCGAUCUUCCAGAGGACCUCAGUGCUGUAUGGUAAACGGGAACCGGAGUUCCAGAGGCACCUGAAGCUUCCACUACCAACAGCCAUCUACGACCAUCAGAUGCUACACAUUUCUGUGUGGCAUAGAGACAAGAAAUAUCGGCGGAGCGAGUUUUUAGGAUGUGUCUCGUUCCCAAUAAAAGAUGCAAUUAACUGCGACAUAUCCGGCACAUAUUUCCUGCAACACAGCUCUGGGCGCGGCCAGAACGCGGCACCGGCACACGCCAAUGACAGAUUCGUUAGAGACGACCGCGUGACUGAAGGAGAUUCACACAAGAUGGCUACCGACAACAUUGAAACUAGCACUAACGAUGGCACUAAAGAAAACCAUAAUGAUAAAGGUGUAUCGACAAACGGUCCAGCAUCAACAACAGCUAGUCAGGCGCAGGCGGUGGCCGCUGCCCUGCAGAGGGAGGCUGACGAGCACUUGUUCCUCCGAUACUUAGAGCUGGACCCUCCUGAAGAUCCCAACGCACCCAGACGAGCACCAAGAAACGGGAGGACACCUUUUACUACAACAAGGAAACUCAUCCGCGGUACUGCUGGAGGUUUUGGCUUCACAGUCGUAUGGACCAGACCACCGAGGGUCGAGAGGGUGGCUGCAGGAGGUUCUGCUGAACGCGCUGGUCUGAGGGCUGGAGACUACCUCGUGUUUGUGGGCAACAAAAACGUAGUGACAUCCAACGAGGAAGAGGUCCGGAACCUUGUCAAGUCCGCAGGCCAAAUGCUGAACAUAGAAACGUUCAGACGGGUGCCUCCAAACGGAGUGGGAGUUCGUCCGAGGUUGACUCAGGUGACCAUUCCUACUGCGGAGUCUACGCCCCCUCCACCCCCAAGGUCACCUCGAGCUACUGCCCUGGCCUCACCAGCCACAGCAGCCCGGCCCCCCACUGCCUGUUCAUCAACCAGCCAAUCCCUGGACCGACGCAAGCUCCACCUGCCCCAAGUCACAUUCUCCAAAGAGACCCCAGGGUUAUCAACGGACGGCAGAAAGCGCGCUCUCCUAGCUGUGGUAGCCAGAGAACAGCAUUAUGGAACCUGUCUACAAUUCGGUCUGGUCAGAUUCGUGUCACCACUGGCUGAAAGAGCAGAUCUCAUAGCCCCUAAUGAUCAUCAGCUUCUAUUCCAAAAUAUUGAAGAGAUCUUCAGACUAUCAGAAGACAUUCUUGACCAAGUGGUGCAGGAUGACGGAGAGAUCCAGACGUCGACGGUGGUCGCCGUCUACCUUCAGAAGACCCCUGUGUUCCUUAGCCUUUAUAAGAAGUACUGCCUUGGCCUCAAACGAGCUGAUUGUGUUCUGGUAAAAAAAUCAAAAGACCCAAGUGGGGCUUUCUCCCGAUUCUGUACAAGUCCACCAAUACCACGAAGAAGACCUGAUAUCACAUCGCUAGUCCACAAACCGUUGGAGCAGUUCCGAGAGCUGCUGCGACUGAUGAGGGCUGCGGCGGCUGCUAACGGAGCAGGUCCAUACGACCAGCUCGAGAAAAAGCAGCUGCAAGUCAUUGUAGAACAGUUACAGAGUGGUUAUCAAGAUGUGACAGCUGGUUCAGGUUUGAUGGGCCUUGCUGGAGAUGGCAAGCCGCUGCUAUCAGUUGCUGACCUGGAGAGUCGUCUCGUGUUCACUAGGUGUAAGCCAUUCGUGCUAAGCACGGCAGGUCGUCAAUGGAUCUUCGGCGGUGAGCUCUCAAGGGUGGAAGGUCGCGCCAUCCGACCGUACUGGGCGUUGCUGUUCAGCGAUUUACUUCUCUUUGCCACUGUGUCAAGAGACCGAGUACUGUUUGUCACAGAAGAACCAGUGGCGUUGGGAACCGUUUCCGAAGCACAGUUCAAUGUUAGGAAGAAAGCGACAGAGUUCCGCCUGAUAUUGGGUCGUGCAGGUGGCGAAUCUCCUUUAGUGUCAUGUUCACCACGCACGCCAGCUAGAACAAGAACCGUCGUGCUUCGAGCUCCUUCCAUAGACCUCAAGGCUGUAUGGCAAAGCUUACUGCAGAGGCAAAUCUACCGCGCUCACACGAUGUCAGGCACUCCACUCGGCUCACCACUUGACUCUCCCGACCCUCAGCUGACGUUCUCCCUCGCCACGCUGGACUCGCAACAACGCCAGACGCGACGCAGUUCAGUGGAGACGCAGACAGGAGGGGCUGGGAGUGCCACAGAGGGUGCCAGGAGUACUAGGAGCAGAGGUUCCACUUUACAUUUGCAGAGGUGGAUGACACAGCUGCCUGAGGCAGAGGAACUAGAUCCUCCUGAGCCUGAUAUGGAGAUGUGGAGCGUAGAAGAACUAAGAAAACGAUCCAAAGAGCUUAACCUUCUAGAAGUAGCUGAUCUUGUUUCGAGUCACGAAGCUAAAGGAACGUCGCCAGGCGACAAGAAGGAAAACGACCGUAGUCCGUCUAAAAGUAGCAAUUCUGGAAGUCAAAUUACGGUAAGGACAAGCCCAGUGGUAGUAGACACGAUACCCGUCUGCAGACAGUGCCACAAAAAGUGUUUGUCCAAGCCAAAUAGUCCCUUAGUGUCCCAAAAGGAGCCACCGGUGAUACCUGCCAAACCAAAAACCGAGGCAUCGCCCCAAAACUCCAACUCUAACAAAAGUUCCACCAGUCCAUGUAGUGCUCACUGCGGUAACCGUAAACCAAGAAACUUCUCCCACUUAGAACGUAAGAACGCUAUAAAAUUACGUCCAGAAGAUGGUCCCAGAGCGGCCAAGAAGGUCAUUGAUUCAAUAGAACAAAGCCAAAGAAUGCUAAAAUCAACGUCGUACGAACUAAAAACCGAUUCACCAAUUCUAAGCAGAAGCGUCCAUUCCAUGCAUACGAAGAGUCAGUUAGAAUUAAGAAAAGACAACUCGAUAAGAUCGCCAAGUCCUUCAUCUAGUAGUCGAAACAGUCCAUUGUCAACUAGCCACACCACUUGUAGUUCCAUGGUCUUUAACUCUAGUUCUAAUGAUUUAAGAAUGUCCAACUCAAACAUCGCCAACCAGGUCCAAUGCGUCAUUGCUCAAGAGAAAUACUUGAACGAAGUGAAAUGCGUCGAAAGUAUAACUUUAACGAAAACUAAAACUGCCACAACCAACUACCCAUCGCCAGCGUCCGCCAGGAAAGAACAGAUCACGAGACAAAAGGCUGAAAACGUAUUAAAUAAAGUUUUAGGCAUGAAUAUUGUAACUAAGAGGGAAAACAUUGGUUCUUGUCUGAAGACAUCUUCGGUAUUCCUUGAGGACGAUUCAAUACACGAAGAUGAAACUGACUUCAAAAUAGAGAGAGGUCUCAGACGGUCCCCUAGAAUGGGUAUUUCAGCAGUCAGUAAAAUGAACGGGGAUAUAACAAAGAAGACUGAAAGAAUGGAAGAUGUGAACGCUAAUAAUACUGAUGCUGGUUCUGAUGAAGAUUUAGAGUUAGGACCUUUAAUGUUGAUGGGUCUAUCGGCCAUAAAUCCUGCGGCGCAUUUGAUGAGAGUAGAACCAUUUAAACGAGGUUCAGCUACGAGUUUGAAUAACCCUCGUUCUAGACCAGGUAGUCUUGGCUCGGUCAAGUCAGAAUCUCCUGUUCCUAACAUAGCUGUUGUUCCACCAACGCCCGACUUUAAUUCCACUAAUAAGACUGAUGACCUUGUAGAUGAGUCCCCAGAUUCCCCUGACGUUCCAGAUGACCUGCCUUAUGUUACGCUCAAAAGAUAUGGCACAAUGUCAAGCCUGGAGAGGCUACCGUCCGAUGAGACUGACGAUGGUAACGUAAGACUGACAUCACAAGAGCCAGAAACUUCUAAAGCUUACAAUAACCCAGUGAGCGGAGCCGCUGGUGGAAUAAUGGGUUGGACGGCGCGAGCUGGCUCCUUCGUGGUGGAAAAGAUGAACAUCUUCAGUUAUACUGAGAGUGUCCCCAACACGUCUAUAGCACACAAACAGCCCUCCUUCUUAGAGAGAUGUCUCGGUGUGAGUGACUGGAAGUCUACCAUCGGUACAGAGGAGGGUACUGGUGAGACAGGGGAGGGAAGUGGGGCAAGCGGGGAAGAGGCCUGGGGCACUCCCUCCUCUGGAGAUCUGUCUGAUAACCUGCCCGAUUCUGAACAUGGAACUUUAUCGUCACCCACGAAGUCAUCAUCGUCGUACGCUGGUGACGAUGACACAGAGCUGAUGAUGGAUGAGCUCCUCAUGGCUCCCACAAUCACAGGACCAACGACUCUUAGACCACUACUGCCAAGGGACGUAUUUAGGAGAAGACUAGAGCCGCUGAUGGAAGAAGAAUGUUCAGACAGCGGCAGUGAAGACAACAAGCCCACCCCCACCAACUCUGAUGACCAGGACAGCGAGCGUGGCCUCGAUGCUGACGACUGUUGCGACGUGCCGCACCCGCCGCCCUCUGCUUCCGAUCAAGGACCAGAGGGCGAGGGUGCGGGCGUCGUGCAGCAUGCUGGAGGGGAGGGAGGUGGUGGCGUCGGGUGCGAGCUGAGCCCCGACCGGACACCCACCAACGAGGCGCCUUCGACGCCCUUACUAUCUGUUUCAAAAGAGUUUGCGGAGGUGCGUGCCAUUGUUGGAGCUGGUCGUCGGGGCUCAGCCAGCUCGGACAGCACGCCCUCCACACUCGAACGCACCACUAUACACAACCCUACGACACUCAACCAACCCGCACCAGCCGUUUCAGCCUCGGAGCCAGCACCAGCACCGGAGGUUACCUCACAACCGGAGGAACAGAGACCACGGACGCCGGAGCGACUCAGUCCUCGAGCGGAGAUGAGGCUUGCCUUGGACCAGGGGAAGGACAUGCUGGCAGAUCAGGAGGUGUCCUGGGGUGGCGGGUCCGACCCCUGGUCGUUUCGCGCGGCGUGCCAGCGGUCUCUGCUCCGUCGCGUGGCGAGCGCCGACGCAGUGACGCUGUGCCGCGCGCACCCGCGCCGAACCGCCCCGCAUACUACUUCGCGCAAUUCUGUAUAUGCUUGGAAGGUUCCAGAAAGCGAGAAACCUAUGGAGAUGGAGCAACUGGCACGAGCGGAAGUUCAGACGAUGCGUUCGCGGACGCGCUCUCUAUGCCAGAACGGGAAGAUAAUGGGUUUCCUCCGGCGCCGCGCGUCGUCCGAUAGCCCCCGCCGCGAGCCGUUCAUAGUGGCGAGCGCGGCGGCGGGCCGGCCCUUCUCCCCGCGCCGCACCUCCGAGAAACAAUUCGAGAAAAGAUUUUGGAAACAGGUGACAAGAAGACGGCAAUCUCUCGGAUCAAUCAGUCAGAUAUAGACCAUGAUCAAUGAGACAAUGAUCAAGUGUUCAGUGUAGAUCAUGAUUUAAUAGUAGACCAUACAGACCUAGAGACUGUAAUAGUAGACGGUCUUUUGGACCAUGAAUAGAAUAAAAAAGACGGUGUGCUUAUGAAAGUGUUGAAUACAAUAACGAAGUCGAAUGCCAAAAGAUAACAGAAUAUUUGCCAAAUAAUGACGAAAGGGACCUGUCGAUACUUCAUAUCUUAGUUGUUGUGUUUGUAGUAACUAUCUUACACUAUGCAUAACUAACUGUUGACUGUAAAUAUUGUAGCUGAUUACUUCACAUAGUUGUACAAAUAGUUUUAUUUGUAUCUGAGCUUGAUAGACGAUUGUAAUAUAUGUGAUAGGUUACUGUUUUAACUACUUGUAUUGUAAAUUGUUAAAUCUGUAUUCUCUUUGAAGUUGAUUUGUUUCUUCUUGAUAUUGUAAUAUAGUUUUUUCUCGUCUUUAUAUUCUUCGUCGGUUUGAUCUUGGAUAUUUGUAACGCUUUGUUUGACGUGACGCACUGAUUGAUAGUCGUUUGUAUAUUCUAGUGUGACGAUGUUUUUAGUUCCUGAUGUUACCUUUGUCAUUACAAUUAAUGUUCUUUAUGAAGAUUUCAGUUUCUUGUAGCAGAUAACUUUAGCGAUUAUUUCCUAUGAGCAUUUCAAAUCUCUUAGAAUUUGGAAUUUCUUUUGGGUGUAUUAACAAAAUACUAAUACUGUAAAACUUUGUCUUUUCUUAAAAAUAUUCUUUGAAAUUUUGCGCCAAAAUGUUCAACGUUUUA
This is a messenger RNA of Spodoptera litura, 8774 nucleotides long. RefSeq names its product Protostome-specific GEF (gene PsGEF). The record is from RefSeq and is a predicted model, not a curated record. Gene Ontology annotation, cellular component: plasma membrane; nucleus. NCBI's taxonomy places the organism in Eukaryota, Metazoa, Arthropoda, Insecta, Lepidoptera, Noctuidae. Gene Ontology annotation, molecular function: protein binding; guanyl-nucleotide exchange factor activity.